Molecule: messenger RNA, 744 nt
Organism: Quercus lobata
Lineage: Eukaryota; Viridiplantae; Streptophyta; Magnoliopsida; Fagales; Fagaceae
Exons: 2
Coding region: 1-744 (247 amino acids)
Source: RefSeq, a predicted model, not a curated record
AUGGCGGAAAUGCUCCUGAAGGCACAGAAGUAUAUGAAUGCUGAAGAUGCUUUAGCUGCCAUAAAGGAUGCCGAGAAGCCAGGAGACAAGGCCAAGAGGGAAGACGACCGUAGGGGGCAAAAAAAAGAUCGACCAGACCAUCAGAACAAUGACGGGAACAGGAGGAAGGAUGAUAAAAAUCCUCGGACGGACGAGCAUUAUCUCAAAUGGCCUAAGCCAUUGCACUCAUCCCCCAAUGUCCGUGACAAGAACAAGUAUUGCCGGUUCCACAAAGAUCACGGCCACCACACAGAGGAUUGUAGAGACCUAAAGGAGCAAAUAGAAGAGUUAAUACGGAAAGGGUUACAGAAAUAUGUGAAGAAAGGAGAAUAUAGCAAGUCCAGGGACGACAAUAAAAUCCAACAUGAAUCCUUCUCCCGGGAUGACGACCGUCCGUCCCAGCCUCCACACAAGGUGAUCGGGAAGAUAAACACGAUUACAGAAGGACCGUUUUCAGGAGGAUCGUUUAAAUCACUCAAAAAGGCAUACCAGAGACAGGUGAACAGCGUCCACGCCAUACCUCCAUCCAAACACCAACGAAUAUACCAAGACAUGUCCUUCAGUGAAGGAGACGCCCUGGGAGUGAAGCAGCCCCAUAACGAUCCCCUGGUCAUAAUGCUGAAUAUAGAAGGGUUCAAUACCAAAAGGAUCCUCGUCGAUAACGGAAGCUCCGCGGACGUCAUCUACUUCCCAGCCUUCCAGUAG